Messenger RNA from Corythoichthys intestinalis (scribbled pipefish), 3815 nucleotides. RefSeq names its product D(1) dopamine receptor-like. Lineage: Eukaryota; Metazoa; Chordata; Actinopteri; Syngnathiformes; Syngnathidae. Gene Ontology annotation, cellular component: plasma membrane. Bases 814 to 1923 code for a protein of 369 amino acids. Gene Ontology annotation, biological process: adenylate cyclase-activating adrenergic receptor signaling pathway; G protein-coupled dopamine receptor signaling pathway. The transcript is spliced from 2 exons. The record is from RefSeq and is a predicted model, not a curated record. Gene Ontology annotation, molecular function: G protein-coupled receptor activity; dopamine neurotransmitter receptor activity, coupled via Gs.
UGGCUCCAAAAUAUUGAAUGAAAUCACUAUAAAUGCAUAACAAUGCGCAUCUUAUAAAAGUGCAAUGUGGUCAAUAUUUCGUUUAUUGUUUUGUAUUGACGUAAAGUGCAAUCAUGGCAGGAUCCAAUUUUAUCCGUGACUGCAUUUUGGGUUGAAUGGCACAAUUGUUAACAGAGAGGCAAAACGAGCAGGCAUCAGAAGGACUUGACCGUGUCUUAAGUGGGACACGGUAAGCGCGCCUGCAUGUGAGGAGGAAAGUGUACGAAAGAGCGCACAUGUCACUGCGCUUGUCCGCAGAGACGCGCUGAAGCCGCGGGAGCACGCAGCCCUCAAUCCGCGAGGUUGGGUCUUCUUAUUUACAUGCAAACAACGGGACUAAAGGUUGGUCGGUGUCCUGGAUGCUGAAUGCGUGGACCGGACGCAAUUUUUCUCAAGAAUUUUGGAAAUACAGUCAUUGCUUUGGUGUGGACGAGAUUUGAGCGACAUUAUCACGUAUGUGGAUGGCGGCUUGCUGAUGACCUCACUGAGUGGACAGCUGAUCUUUGAAACUGCACAGGUUUGGUUACACUGCGGAAUUGAGUUACUGUUACCCGUUGAGCACAGAAGCCCAAACUAUGUCAAAUCCAAUUUGCCAAGUCAAAGGGCUCAUCUCAGCCCCUGAGGGGCUCAACCUUGAGAGGAACCUUUUUUAUCAUUCAUCAGAAGAUAAAAACAUUCAGCUGCAGAUAAGCCUGGAGACAUGUUAACAAACAGUUAUGAAAUAGCUGUUUCCCUGCAAUAUGACUUGAAUGAACACUCCCGACACAAUCAGGGAUGGAUGACAUGAACUUCACAACGGUCAUGGACAGCGGCCUAUCGGAAGAGGCUUCCUCAAGUCGAGUUCUGACUGGCUGUUUCCUCUCACUGCUUAUCCUCACCACACUGCUGGGCAACACGUUAGUGUGCGCUGCAGUCACCAAGUUCCGCCACCUGCGCACCAAAGUCACCAACUUUUUUGUCAUCUCGCUGGCAGUGUCGGAUCUCUUGGUGGCCAUCUUGGUGAUGCCUUGGAAGGCAGUCAGCGAGAUCGCCGGUUUCUGGCCGUUCGGCUCCUUCUGUGACACCUGGGUGGCCUUCGACAUCAUGUGUUCCACAGCUUCCAUUCUCAACCUGUGCGUGAUCAGCUUGGACCGCUACUGGGCAAUCUCCAGUCCCUUUCGCUACGAACGUAAAAUGACGCCCAAAGUAGCGUUCGUGAUGAUCAGCGUCGCAUGGACGCUGUCUGUUCUUAUUUCCUUCAUUCCAGUACAGCUCAACUGGCACAAGGCUCAAACAACAUCUUUCAGCUCACUUUCCUCCCCCACCUCAGGACUUCUAAGAUCAAAUGUCACGUCAGAGAAUUGUGACUCCAGCCUGAACAGAACCUACGCCAUCUCUACCUCACUCAUUAGCUUCUACAUCCCCGUCGCCAUCAUGGUUGUCACCUACACCCAAAUCUACCGCAUCGCGCAGAGGCAGAUCAGGAGGAUCUCUGCUUUGGAGCGAGCGGCUGAGAGCGCCAAGAACCGACAUGACAGCAUGGGAGGAGGCUCCAGCAUCGCUGAAUCGGAGAACUCCUUCAAGAUGACCUUCAAGAGAGAAACUAAGGUUCUAAAGACACUGUCUGUGAUCAUGGGCGUGUUUGUGUGUUGCUGGCUCCCGUUCUUUGUGCUCAACUGCAUGGUGCCCUUCUGCGAGCAGUCGAGCGGAAGAGAGGCUUUCCCCUGUGUCAGCCCCACCACCUUUGAUGUGUUCGUGUGGUUCGGAUGGGCCAAUUCCUCCCUCAACCCCAUUAUCUACGCCUUCAAUGCAGAUUUUCGCAAGGCCUUCUCCAUCCUGCUGGGAUGCCACAAACAAUUUCCAGGAGGCCACAACAUCGAGACAGUUAGUCUAAACAAAAAAUGACUCACGACUCGUUCACAGCACUGACUCAUCUGCGGAGGGUUACAAGCGUCCCCUGUUAAAGCCAGUUUGAUGAUUGCCUUCAAACCGAGAUGCUGCUUUGUGUGUGUUAGAUUGACUGAAGGGAUGACCUUACAUGUAUCCUGGUUGUCCUGGGAAAGUGGCCUGACUCCAGGCAGACUGUCACAGGAAACACGCUUACUUCAUGUCUUUGGAUGGCAAGAGAAAGCUAGAUGAGAGGAGGGGAUUUGGGGAUUGAGAUUAAGACUCUUUGCUUCUAUGCCAGGGAGCGCCACAGUACCGAGAGACCCACGGACUAGAUAAUCCCAUGACUGGGCAGCGUGCACCAUAAUGCUGCCAAACACUGCUCGCUUCGUCACCAUCACACACACAGUGUACAGCAGCGUGUUCACCAUGCCAGAGAGACAGCAUAGAUUAAAAAAAAGUAUGUCAGCAACCUGCAUCUACAUUGGGAAAACAUUACAGUGAAAACACAAUUCACCAUUUAAGCACUGAUUUAACAAUACGUGUUCUUUUUAUUCGAACUGAGCUGGAUGUGUCCUUUUGCUCUCACCCAGAAUAUAAUUCAUGUCCCAUUUGUAUUUUUAUCAUACUCGCUACUCUGUUUGACGUGUUUUUUGUUUUGAUUUUUUACGUUUUAAACAUGUCUUACACUGGUGUCUAUUUUAUGGAAAAAGCAAAGAAAACUGGGACUUUACUUUGUCUUUUGUGUUUUUCUAUGUGGUCUAAAACAAAAUUAUAUUCCAACCAUUAAUGUCUUAAAUGGCUUAUAGUAAACAAAUAAACACUAGUUUUGGAUUAUUACAACUUGGUUUUACUUUCAUAUAAGCAUCACUAAAGUAGACUAUGUCAACUUCAAGAAAAAAAUGACUUGACUAUAAUAUUUAGUUCUAGAGCAAAAGAAAUACAGUGAAACCCCAUGUUUUUCACAGUUAAUGGGGACCAGAACCAGCCGUAAUAAGUGAAAAACCGCAAAGUGGCGCCCCCCACCUCAAAAAGAAAAAAACUUUUUUUUUUUUUGGUGUGUUCAAUGUAUUUAUUCAAAUGUAGCAUUGGAAAGAGAUAGCAUACAUACAAGACAUGUUGUUUCACUUUUUCCCCAAAGUAUAAUUAAAAAAACAUAUGUACAUGUAUUUUUUUAAUAAAUGGUUUUUAAGAACCUCAAAUGUAAUAAUUAUACAUUUUAAACAUGUCACUGUCCCACUGAUUUAUUUUUAAACAAGAAUAAAGUAGAAAAAUGCUUGUCUUUAUUAAAUGCUAAAUUGAGUGAGUCCACUCAAAUCUGCUCAAGCUGCUCACUUACACACAAUGAGUUGCCACAGCAACUGUUUAACAAGUUAAAUGAUGUUUGACACAUGCAGCACUUUGAAGCUUUGGCUUUCGUGCAUCUGUGGCAUGAUCAACAUAAAAAAUCUGUCAAUCAUCGUUAACUUUAAUAAGCAACUCCAGUGAACUGCCUGACCAACAAAGAGCAGCAAGAGGCAGAGGGAGACUAGGGCCAUGUCCACACGUAGCAGGGUAUUUGGCAACAAGAAAAUAUUUUUCUACAGUUUGGCCUAUCAUCCACACGCACACGCACAUGUAAACCAGGGUUCUCAAGAACGACGGGGAAAGUGAAGAAGUGUGAAUUCUGCAUUUGUGGCGCAAUCAUGUGGACACUGAUAACCGAAGAUUUAACUGUGGAAACGUCACUGACUGCGACAAACUUUGUCCUCACGUCACAUAUGAGACCAAUGUUUACAUUUGGAGUAAAUUAAACAUGCGCUUUUUUGCUUUUUUUUUUCACAAACCAUUGCUGUGCUUUUUGUUGAAGAAUUGGUAUUAUGGACCAUUAUGUUUAUUGUUAUGAAUGUACUUAAAAAUGAAUGAAAGCG